Molecule: messenger RNA, 4395 nt
Organism: Oncorhynchus keta (chum salmon)
Lineage: Eukaryota; Metazoa; Chordata; Actinopteri; Salmoniformes; Salmonidae
Product: coiled-coil domain-containing protein 9-like
Exons: 13
Coding region: 549-2744 (731 amino acids)
Source: RefSeq, a predicted model, not a curated record
GAAGAAGACUAAGGAAAUGAAUAUCGGGACACAUUGUCGCGGAGCUGGAAUUGAUACAUUGUAUUGAGCACACUGUCUGUAACCACAACGCACUUUGAUAACAUUUACAUAAUUUAAGUCAUUUAGCAGACGCUCUUAUCCAGAGCGACUUACAAAUUGGGAGGUAAUCUAGUUCGAAUAUGUUGUGAUACUUUGAAAACAAUGUUGCAUAUUUUAAUGCAGUUACUUCCAACAGGGGGCUACGACUCCUUACGGAUAGCGUAGACAUGGUCCGGUGUGGUGCGCUUCAAGUGUCUUAAGAGAACUUUUAAAACCAAUGUUAUUUACUUAUUUAAUUUGUAAAGGUGGGCUAAUGUGUAAGUCAUUUGCUAUAACGUGAUUUGCGUGUCAUACUAAACUACUUUCUAGGUUAUGUGCUUUCACUAAUACCCUUAAGAAGGCUUUCUCACAGAACGCAGCUGGACUCGUGAAGGAAUUUUGAAUUAACUUAGGCUACAACACCUUCGCUUUAUGUCGGCUAAUUAAUUAUCCAUAGCCUGGCCAAUUCCAUGCUGGUACUCCGUUCAUGCUGCAAAUACGGCUGUUUCACAUUUGUGGAUCUCUUUCUCCAGUGGUUAUUGUGUAAUGUGUGUACAACCUUCCAGGCUGAAUUUCUCAGAAACCCCCACAUCUGGAAGAAGCAGGAUUUCAGUCCACCACCAGCGCAUAAGGACAGGCUAGAGGCCAUGUCUACAGUGGUGGAUCUCAAGACAAAGGAGGAGAAGGAUGCAGAGCUUGACAGACGGAUCGAGGCUCUGCGCAAGAAGAAUCAAGCUCUGGUCCGGAGGUACCAGGAAAUAGAAGAGGACAAAAAGAAGGCGGAGCAGGAGGGUAUUGCCGUGAAGACGCACCCACCCAGGAAGGGCCGCCCUCACGAUGGCCCGCCAGAGGGAGACCGAUGGAGGACAGAGAAAGAGAGCUUCACUGUCACCGUAGACCUCUCCAAACCUGCAGGGGAGAAGCGGGUGGUCAAUGACUGGAAACAAGGGCCACCGCGGGACUCUGAGGAGGGAGACGAUCCCAGACACCAAGGUGAAAGCCCCCCGCGGAGGGCUUUGCCCGGGCGGCUCAGCAGGGGUGGACAAAGACAGGGAGGAUCACGGCAGGAGAGGAGAGAGCAACGCCCUGACAGAUCCCUAACAGACUCACGCCAGUCCCAUGACAGACUACCAAGAGAGGGGAGACUACCAAGAGAGGGGAGACCACCAAGAGAGCAGAGACCACCAAGAGAGGACAGGGGUCCAAGCAUGGAGGGGCCAGGAGAGGGCCCCGGCCACAGUGAACGUGCCCCACGCGGAGGAAGAAGAGGAAGGGGAGAAGGAGGAGGACCACCACACGGUAGUGACAGGAAGUCUAAGGAGUGGGAGGAGAAAAGGAGGCAGAACAUUGAGACGAUGAACGAGGAGAUGGAGAAGAUUGCAGAGUAUGAAAGAGGACAAAGGCCUGCCGAGGGAGACAAGCCCAUCCGUAACUUCCUGGAUGACCCGCGGCGCUCCGGUCCAGUCCCGGACAUGGACCGCAAGGAGGGCAGCCGCCGACACAUUCGAAACUGGGGCGGCGUAGACUUUGACAACGUGAAGACGAGAUCUGAGCUGGAGAAGGAGUGGACAAGUCGGGGACCAGGAGGCCCUAAGGGCUCCAUGGAUAUGACCAUGUCUAUGACGGGCCGGGAGCGUGCCGAGUACCUCCGCUGGAAGAAGGAGCGUGAGGAGAUUGAUGAGGAGCGCCUGGCCAGGCACAGGAACGCCACGGGCCAGUGGAGACGGGAAUGGGACUCCCAGAAGACUGACGGCUUGUUCAAGGAGGACCCAGCUGUGGCUGUGGAGGGCAUGCUGCCAGCCCAGGGAUGCAGAGACGAUGUGAAGGGGCCUCCGAAGGCGCCCACGUUCGGAGACUUCCUGGGGCAGGGUAGAGGACCCAGGGAGGGGGGGAAGGGACGAGGACCGAGACAGAGCUACAGCAUGCACGAUAACCGCUGGGAAAAGGAGGAGGAGAAAGAGAAGGAAGACAAACCCAAGAAGGAGGAGAAGACUCAGAAGGAGGAACGGAAACCCAAAUCUCCCUCAUCACAAAAGAUGGAGAAGAGUGGUGAUGCAGAUGAGGAUGAGUGGGAGGAUGCCAGCGACGAAGAGGACGAAGAUGCGGAAGGUGAUGACGACUCCAAGGAAGACUAUGAGGGGGAGGAGGAAGGGAAAGACGGGCAGUCCACAAAGAAAGCACCUUGCCCAGAAACCACUGCAUUGAAACCCGCCGCCACCUCACCCCUUCCCUCCACUCCCCCCUCCGCAACCAGUCCCAAAGACAAGCGCACCCCAAGGCCCAAAGUCUACAUCCCCUCCCCAAAGGAGGCUCAGAACUCCCCCGAUGGCCUCAAGCCCCUCAGUCCCUUUUCUCCCCUGGACGGCCACCAGCCGGUCAGAGACUGGGGGGAGGAGAUGGAGAUGCAGUCACCCCGGAGCAGUAUGGGGGAAAGCCCCCCAAAACCCCCCAGCACUGAUGAGGGCCCUGCCCAGGUUAAGGUCCAAGAAGACAGCCGCAACUCCAGACCUAGCCCAACCCCCAGUCCCAACGAGAAGGAGAGGGACAAACGAACAGAUGAGGCCCCUGCCGCCGCUCCUAUCCUGGAGGCUGACCAGGGCCUGUCUGAGCCGGCCACAGCUCCAGAGACGGCCCCAGACACCUCAGAGCAGCCAUCUUCAGGCUGAUAUCUGCUCUAGGAAACUGACUUUUCAUUACUAGCAGUUCACAGAUGAUGGAAGGAUGAGGGGAGAAAAGAAUGACAAGAGGAAAGGUAACUGGGCCUCGCGCACCAUGACUGGAGCAGCCAUCACAGACAACCUGGAGGGAUGUGGUUGGGCAGCAGGCCUCCAAACCGCUCCCUCUCCUUAACAAUCAGACCACGUAAGUUCUGUUCUGUUUGACUAGGAGCAGCACCUUGCAUAGAACAGUGAUACAUACUGCCGUUCAUUUGAGCCACGAUGGUAAAUGGCUUGGGUUUUAUAGCAGCCAAUCAGGAUGUAACUGUGAUGUCAAGUCAACAAAGCCCUGACUUGUUUUUACCUUUUUUUUCUUUUUUUGUGUUAUUGGUUUGUGUGUGAUUAACAAAUCAAAGUAUUACAUUUCGCAAAGACUGAAAUAUUAAAUUCUCUUACCUCAAUUUUUCAACCUUUAGCAUUUUUUUUAAACUACCUUUUUUGGAAGGUCAAAGAGACUUGGCCCCUUCAACAUAGCUAAACUGGUAGUGUCCCAAAUGUCAUGCUCUAUAUAGUGCAAUUCUUUUGAGUCCGAUUGGGCCAUGGUCAAUAGUAGUGCACUAUAAAGGUGAUAGGGUGCCAUUUGCAACGCAAACCCUCUCUUUGUGAAGUGUGCAUGGAUAAGGAUUGGCUUAAAAUGUAAUACUUUUCAGUUGUAUUUUGUCAUGAAACUGAUAAUGUGAACAAAUAUAAGCCAUGGCAUUGAAAAAUGUACAUUCUGUCUCCUGAUAAUGUAACAAAGUUGGUUUACAUUUUGGACCCCAAGAGGAGAAUAGUUCAAUGUUAUUUUUAAUUUUUAAGUGGAGUACACUGUACUUAAAUACAGGCAUCAUGUGAUCCUGGCAAUUAUGUUUGUUGAUAACCAUGACAAUCCAAAGCUUUCCUUUAAUGUUUUAUUUGCAAUAGAUCACUAGUGGUGUUUCUAGUUUUAAUCAAGGGGCAUCAGAACAUGUAGCUCAACAGACCAAGAUUUUGGUUAGAUUUGUAAUAUUGUUGGCUUUUUUUAGCCUACUCUUAGUCAUGAACUCAAACUCUGGCUCACCUAUAAUGAACAGGAGCACAGAUAUUGAGCUAUGCUUUAAUUUUAUUUCUCAAAGUAAUGAGGUGAGAAGUCAAGAACCCAAGGAAAUGCAUUAUGUAGCCUAUAGUAUUUUGAGAACAACAAAACAUUCCAAUGUUUUGUGUGGGGGGGAAAAGGCAUCUAUUUUUGUAAUUUGCAUUAGUAUAUCCUAGUUUUCCGUUUCUGAUGACUUAGUGAUUGUAUUAUAAGCAUCGAAUUUACCUGCAAUUUCUUCGUUUGAAUAUAAAACUGCGUUAUUUGGGUUUGUUUUUGGAGUGGAAUGUAACUGGCCGAUCUAAACUAGCUUGACCCGAAAUCGAAUAUUUUUUUUCUUCUGUUUAUCAGUUGAUAAACAUUAUUUUAUUUUUAAUUCCAAGAUAUUGACACUUCAAUCAAGAAGGACAUUACAAUUGAUAGCUUUUUGAUUUGUCAGGAAACUCAUUGUUUCAUAUGCAACUGUCAAAUGUUCAACAUGAAAUGUAUUCUGUUUUAUUUUGCUUCUUAGUUUUCAUAUCAAAUAAAUGUAUGGUGUUCCGGUCUCAA